Messenger RNA from Arxiozyma heterogenica, 1065 nucleotides. RefSeq names its product Cto1p (gene CTO1). The transcript has a single exon. Lineage: Eukaryota; Fungi; Ascomycota; Saccharomycetes; Saccharomycetales; Saccharomycetaceae. The record is from RefSeq and is a predicted model, not a curated record. The coding region runs from base 1 to 1065 and encodes 354 amino acids.
AUGUAUUUAGAUCUUUUUAAAUCUACAAGUUCGAUUAAACUUAUACUCCAACACAUAAUUAAUCUUGUACAGUUAUUCAAUAAUACACUCUCAAACAAAUUCAAUUUAAAUAAGAUUGCGAUGACAAAUGUUAUUAUAUCCGAUUUUGACGAGACAAUAACAAAGAAGGAUUCCAUACUGGUCUUUGGUCAAUUACCAUACUACAAAGACCCAGAAAAAUUUCCUAAAUGGACACAUUAUACAGACAAUUAUAUGCAAGGUUGGAAUAAAUAUUCCAACCAAGCACCUUUGAGACGGUUACCUCUAUUAGACUCUGUGUCUACUGAAACUAUUUCACACGAUAAUUAUACUACGCUAUUUAGUAAAGAAAUUCAGUACCAAGAUUAUCUCAGAAAGAUAGAAUUGCAUAGUACUAAUGAAUUAUCUAGAUUGAAUCAUUUCACCGGUAUUAAAUAUUUAAUUCCAGAAUAUAUUAACCACUGUUUUAACAAUAAAAGUAUUGAAAUCAAAGACGGUUUCCAACCAUUUUUAAAUUGUAUCUAUUCUCACAAUGAUAUAUUCUAUGUAUUAUCGAUCAAUUGGUCCAGAGAAUUCAUCAUAGAAGUUAUAAAUAAUGAGAGGCUCACAAAAACAAAUGUCUUUUGUAAUGCAUUAGAAUUGAAGGAUUCAGAAUAUAAUGGAUGUUUUUCCAAUAAACUAUUAACUGGUUCAGACAAAAUGUUGUACCUUAAUCAUAUUAUUAAAGAACAAUCUAAACAGAAAAAUGGGUGUAAGUUUUGGUAUGUUGGUGACAGUGAAACUGAUCUUCUAUCAAUCUUACACCCAUCAGUUAAUGGUAUCUUAUUAUUAGAUCCAAGUGAAAACAUGACUAAAUUCAAAAAUAUCGUCAACAAUAUUCUUGGCUUGGAUCAGAACUCUAUAAACAAGUUUUUACGGGAUAAUGUGUCAAUUAUCCAAUUACCAAUCGAAAAAUGUAAUAAAAAUGGUGUAUACCUAGCCAAGACAUGGGAUUCUAUUGAAAAUUUACUGUAUAAUGGAAAUAUAACUUAUCAUAAAAAAAACUAA